Cryptomeria japonica (Japanese cedar) is the source of this 1705-nucleotide messenger RNA. RefSeq lists its product as uncharacterized. The record is from RefSeq and is a predicted model, not a curated record. The transcript has 6 exons. NCBI's taxonomy places the organism in Eukaryota, Viridiplantae, Streptophyta, Pinopsida, Cupressales, Cupressaceae. Gene Ontology annotation, molecular function: nucleic acid binding; 3'-5'-RNA exonuclease activity. Gene Ontology annotation, biological process: exonucleolytic trimming to generate mature 3'-end of 5.8S rRNA from tricistronic rRNA transcript (SSU-rRNA, 5.8S rRNA, LSU-rRNA). The coding region runs from base 227 to 1195 and encodes 322 amino acids.
UAAAUGGUAAUUGGCAUGGGGCAUGCAAAUUUCACCAUUGCAAAUACACACAUAUCCACGUCUCAGCGUGAUAAGCUGAGUAUACUUCACACAGAUUCAUCUUGAUUACCUCCCAAUGCCUUAAAAUCUUCAUGGGAAGAUAAUUUGCAGUGCAAUGGCAGCUUGACAGCAAAAGUCACGGAGUUUGAGCAAAUCCAAUACAGGCUAUUAACAACUGAGAAGCGAAAUGAGCAUGCUUACCAUUGGGGUGACCCCAAUAUUUCUUCUAGUCCCCAAGCUUCACCAUGCCCCAUCUUUUUGCUUGAGAGGAAGAAAGCGAGCUGCAUAUACACGUGUGUAUUCAUCGAUAGGCAGCGCACAUGCUUCAUCCUCCUCGUUGGACAUCAGCGACAAUUUUCAAGCGAGAAGGUCGAAGUAUUGGCAGCCCAUGUGUCUCUAUUUUACACAGGACAAAUGUACUAAGAUGGAUGAUCCUCAACACUUGGAGAAAUUCAGCCACUGUUAUUCCUCCCGCCUACAAGUGGAAAUUGAUAAAUUAAAGAAUGUGCGACCUCAGCAAUUUGAUUAUUUUUUAGUUCUUGACUUGGAAGGAAAAGUUGAAAUUGUGGAGUUUCCAGUACUGAUGAUUGAUGCUCACACUUUGAAAUUUGUGGAUGCCUUUCACAGAUUUGUGAGGCCGGAUAAGAUGAGUGAGGAAAGAAUUGAUGAGUAUAUUGAAGGAAAAUAUGGGAAGCAGCGUCUUGAUCGGGUGUGGCAUGACACUGCUAUCCCAUUUGGAGACACUCUCCAGCAGUUUGAAAUUUGGUUGGGACGUCAUAACUUGUGGGAAGAAGGGGCAUCAACUCUUCACUCGGCUGCAUUUGUCACUUGUGGUAAUUGGGAUGUGAAGACAAAGAUCCCACAACAAUGUCAACUUUCAAGAAUAAAUUUGCCACCAUAUUUUAUGGAGUGGAUAAAUUUGAAGGAUGUCUAUUUGAAUUUCUACAAACAACGGGCUGCUGGAAUGGUGGCAAUGCUCAAGGGGUUGGGGAUGCCGAUUAUUGGAACACAUCAUGUGGGCCUUGAUGAUGCACAAAACAUUGCACGUGUACUGCAACGCAUGCUUGUAGAUGGUGCUAUGGUGCAGAUCACUGCAAGGAGAACAGCAGCAGGACCAUCAGGGGUAAAUUUCUUAUUCAAGAAUAGGAUUAAAUAACCUUAUUACAAAUGUCAAGGUCCUUCGAAUUUUUUUCCUCUUUACAGAUAUGACCACCGUGGCUAUGAUCAACCAUAGUCAAUACUAAAGAAUAUAUAGACGAUGAUGCAUUAUGGGUCAUGCUUGAAUCCAGAAAACAACUUAAAGUUUAGAUUGCAUCUGGGUGAAAUUGCUCUAGUAUCUGAAAUUCUUUGUUCAGCACCUAACUUGGAAAUACGACACCUUGUACAUUAUGAGAUCGGUCUAUUUUGCCUCAAAUAUCAGAUUUUAUUACCCUCUUGUAUGGUGAUCAAAAUGUUCAUCCUAACCACCUUUAAAAUGUUCUGGGCACCUCAUCUUAUGUAGCUUCUCACUUGCAGAAGAAAUAGUACACAGAAAAGUCAAGGUUGUAGUUUACUAAUGUUCAGGUAGAGGUUAUAUGGAAUACCUUGAAGGUGUUUUGAUUAGUGAGAAGCCAAACAUAUUGAUAUAUUUUUUCAUUAAUGGCCAAUCUUGUAAAUUUAAUAAACA